Messenger RNA from Thyridium curvatum, 1623 nucleotides. RefSeq lists its product as uncharacterized. The coding region runs from base 1 to 1623 and encodes 540 amino acids. The record is from RefSeq and is a predicted model, not a curated record. Gene Ontology annotation, biological process: carbohydrate transport; transmembrane transport. Lineage: Eukaryota; Fungi; Ascomycota; Sordariomycetes; Thyridiales; Thyridiaceae. Gene Ontology annotation, molecular function: carbohydrate:proton symporter activity. The transcript has 5 exons. Gene Ontology annotation, cellular component: membrane.
AUGGGCGGCAUCUUCCAAAAGACCCAUCUCUCGGGCGCCUUCAACGGGCGCCUACUCUUCUGCUGCUCGCUCAUGAUGCUGUCGCAGAUCAACUACGGCCUCGACCAGAUCGCCUACAGCACCACGCAGGCCAUGACGCCCUUUGAGAACAAGUUUGGCGUCUACAGCCCGGCCCGCAAGCGCAAGGUCAUCGAGCCCUACUUCCUCUCGCUGCUCAACAGCCUGCCGACCGUCGGGCAGGUCAUCGGCGUCGCGUUCGGCAGCUACAUCUGCCGCCAAUGGGGCCGCCGCAUGUCCUUCUGGGUCAUGUGCGUCUGGGCGUGGGUGGCGGCCAUCCUGGCCGUCACCGCGCAGCACAGGGAGCAGGUCCUCGUCGCCCGCGUGAUCAACUUCCUCUACAUCGGCAUGGAGCUCGCCACCAUCCCGGUCGCGCAGGCGGAGUUCGUGCCGUCCAACGUCAGAGGGUUUGUGGUUGGUACCUACCAGCUAGGUCUCAUGAUGGGCGCUUUGAUCAUGUCGUGCGUCUGCCUUGGAACCAGCAAGAUAAAGGGGGAUAAUGCUUGGCGCAUCCCUUAUGGACUUUUCUUCAUCGUGCCCACCAUUGUUUUCGUUGGUACAUUCUACAUCCCUGAGUCUCCUCGAUGGCUAUUGAUCAAAGGCCGCACGACCGAGGCCCGAGAGAACCUUGCAAUGAUACGGCGGGGCAAGUUCACCGAACAGCAGAUUGACGAAGAGUUUGCAGCUCUCCAGGCUGGCCUCGAAGUGUCAGUCGAGAAGGGGUCUUUCAAGGAGAUUUGGCAGGGCAAGAACAGAUCGCGUACCUUGAUGACAAUUGGUGUCAAUUUCUUCCUCCAGGUACGCACCUCUUCCGAACCAUGUUGCCACGCUCUGAUGCCACAUCAAGCAGCAUUGGACCCGAGGGCUAAUGAUCGAUACUACGUACAGGCAACUGGCCAAGCAUUCUCAUCCCAGUACGGAGCAAUCUUCGUCAAAGACAUUGGCGCCAUCGACCCGUUCGUUAUGAAGACGGUCAAUCAACUGAUCAACCUGUUUACGAUUCUUGCAUGCAUGUAUUUGACUGAUAUCUCCGGGCGCAAGGCUCUCUUGAAUGUCGGCGCCUUCCUCCAGUUUGGAUCCCUGAUGGCCAUGGGAGGCCUAGGCACGCCCGCCAGCCCGACAAAGAGCAUGAAGAUCGGCAUCACGGCCAUGACGACCAUAUUCGGAGCCGGGUUCUGCCUCGGCUGGGCGCCCGUGUCCCACGUAGUUGCCGCAGAGCUGCCCACCAACCGCCUGCGCGACGUGACCUACGCGACUGGCAACGUAGUGCAGAUUAUCAUUCUCUUCGCCGUCAACUUCAGCAUUCCCUACCUCCUCUAUGAGCCUUAUGCCGCACUGGGCUCCAAGGUGGGAUUCAUCUUCGGCAGCUUUGCCGCGCUUGCGAUUCUGUUCACCUGGCUUUGUUUGCCGGAGUGCAAGGGUUUCUCUCUCGAGGAGAUCGAUUACCUUUUCAACGCAGAUGUGCCUGUACGCAAGUUCAGCCACUUCAAGCACGGAGAGAUCAUUCCAACUGAGGGCAAUUUGACCAAAGAGAAGUCUGUCCAAAUUGAGCAGCGCGAGGUAUAA